UGGAACGAUCCUGCUCCUACAUAACGGGAACGCCAAGUUGCGCUCUUCAAUUCUUUCUCACUACAUAUUGACACUAUGGCUUCCCACGACGACGAACUCGCCGCCACGCAGACCGAGGGAUACAAGAUCGGCCAGGCCAAGACUGUCGCCGAGCUCGCGGCUCUCGACCAGGAGGACGAGUCACUGCAGCGCUGGAAGGCGUCGCUGGGCCUCACGGGCACGGUGGGGGGCGGGAAGAAGCGCAUCGUACCCAAGACGCUCUUCCUCACCUCGCCGACGCGCGCGCAGGACAUUGUCCUCGACCUCACCCAGCCGCACGAGGUGCUGGCCAAGCUCAAGAAGGAGCCUGUCACGAUCAAGGAGGGCGUCGAGUACUCUGUCGGCAUCACGUUUGUCGUCGAGAACGAGAUUGUGUCGGGCCUCCGGUUCAUCCAGGUCGUCAAGCGCGCCGGGGUGACGGUCGACAAGACGGAGGCGAUGCUCGGCAGCUAUGGCCCGCAGCCAACUCCGUAUCAGAAGAUUUUCGCUUCCGAGGAGUCGCCGUCGGGUAUGCUGGCGCGCUCGGGGUCGUAUGCGGUGCGGACGCGCAUUGUGGACGACGACGGCAACAAGUGGCUCGACGACUUUGAGUGGAGCUUCAAGCUUGGCAAAGAGUGGUAGGGUGAUGGGGGUGAGGGGGUAGGGAGGAGACAUUAGUUCUAGUGACAUGCAUGGACGCGAUUGUAUCAA
This is a messenger RNA of Cutaneotrichosporon oleaginosum, 729 nucleotides long. NCBI's taxonomy places the organism in Eukaryota, Fungi, Basidiomycota, Tremellomycetes, Trichosporonales, Trichosporonaceae. The record is from RefSeq and is a predicted model, not a curated record.